GCAGGGGCUGGGAGGCAGGAGUGACAUCUGGGAAGCUAUUUCCCCGGGAGGUGACGCACAAAGAGUUUAAUUGCGCGGCGACUUUACCCUUCUCCACCCGAGGAGCUGCUGUCACUUCUCCUCCAAUCUCUGCUGCAUGAGCAGCAGCCUGUGAACAGGGAGGAGAGAGAUCCCAUCGUCACACCCACCGCCUGCCUCCUCCCUCUCCUGCUGCUGUUGCUUGCUUCCUGGAGCUUGGGACAUUGUUUAACAACAAUCACUGUGGGGGAACUUGGAUGAUCAGGGAAGGACCAGGGAGGCUGACUGCUCCCCAGUCCCCUCCAGCACCCAGUGCCUCUCCCUGAAUCCCAGGCUGGACCAUGCAGUGCUUCUGGAGACAACCCAAACACAGCAAAUCCCAGGACAACUUCUUGCAGGAGCAGAGCAAUAGAGUGGCAACGCAGAAUGGCAUCAGACUGGGCCUGCAAGAUGACAGGGAUCUGAUAUUCCUCCUGAAGGGCAGCCAGCUGCUGAAAGUGAAGUCCAGCUCUUGGAGAAAGGAGAGGUUUUACAAGCUCCAGGAAGACUGCAAAACUAUAUGGCAGGAAUCCAAGAAGAUGCUGAGGUCUCCAGAAUCACAGCUCUUCUCCAUUGAAGAUAUUCGGGAUGUGAGGCCCGGUCACAUGACAGAGGGGAUGGAAAAGUACGCCAAAGAUGUCCCUGAGCAUCGCUGUUUUUCCAUCAUCUUUAAAGACCAACGGAAAAACCUGGAUCUUAUUGCCAGUUCUGAAGAUGAUGCCAACCACUGGACUGCAGGCCUGAAGAAAAUCAUAGCCAAGAACAAUUCCAUGAGCCAGAGGCAGAAACUCCAACACUGGAUUCACUCCUGCUUGCGGAAAGCCGAUAAGAACAAAGACAACAAGAUGAGCUUUAAAGAGCUCAAGAGCUUCCUGAAAGAAGUGAACAUUCAAAUGGAUGACAGUUAUGCCAAGCAGAUCUUUCAGCAGUGUGACAAAUCCAAGACAGAGACCUUGGAAGAUGAGGAGAUAGAGACAUUUUACAAGAUGCUGACUGAGCGGGCGGAGAUAGACGGGAUCUUCGCAAAAUACUCCAGUGCCGAAGGGAUCAUGUCCAGGGACAACCUGCUGAGGUUCCUCCGAGAAAAGCAGCGGGAGGAGGAUGCUGUCCCUGAAUCUGCACUCUCCCUGAUCGAGAGAUAUGAACCCAACGAAAUAGCCAAGAAACAACAGAUCAUGACCAAAGAUGGUUUCCUGAUGUAUCUGCUGUCUGCUGAGGGGAACAUAUUCAACUCCUCUCACUGUAAAGUUUACCAGGACAUGACUCAGCCCCUCAGUCACUACUUCGUGUCGUCGUCACACAAUACCUAUCUAAUGGAAGACCAGAUCAGAGGGCCCAGUAGCACAGAGGCCUAUAUCAGAGCCCUGACCAAAGGCUGCCGCUGUGUGGAGCUGGACUGCUGGGAUGGUCCUAACUCAGAGCCUGUCAUUUAUCAUGGCUACACACUCACCUCCAAGAUCCUCUUCAGUGACGCCAUAAAGGCCAUCAAGAACUAUGCUUUCAAAACCUCUCCAUACCCGGUAAUCAUUUCCUUGGAGAACCACUGUAGCCUGGAACAGCAGAAGAUGAUGGCUCAGCACAUGAAGACAAUCCUAGGGGACAUGCUGCUGGUAAUGCCAGUUGAUGGAAAUACAUCAGACUUCCCCUCGCCGGAGCAAUUAAAGGGAAAGAUCCUUGUGAAGGGAAAGAAGUUGAACAGCCUGGAGGAAACCAUAGGGAUGAACGGGAACAGUGGCAUAGAGGCUGAAGAUGUCUCCGAUGAGGAUGAAGCAGCCGAAAUGGAAGAUGAGUCUGUGAAGAAGGAGGUAGAGCAGAAGAGGACGAGCGUCAAAUUAAAGCUGGCCAAGGAGUUAUCAGACAUCGUCAUCUACUGCAAGAGCGUCCACUUCCAGGGCUUCGACAACACCAUCUCCCCCCGCGCCUUCUACGAGAUGUCGUCCUUCACUGAGAGCAAAGCCCAGAAACUGGCGCAGGAGUCAGGAACCAGUUUUAUUCAUCACAACGUCAGGCAUUUGAGCCGGGUCUAUCCUGCUGGCUGGAGGACAGAUUCUUCCAACUAUAACCCAGUUGACUUGUGGAACGUUGGCUGUCAGAUCAUUGCCUUGAAUUUCCAGACGCCAGGCCCAGAAAUGGAUGUUUACCAGGGUCGAUUCCAGGACAAUGGGUUUUCUGGAUAUGUCCUAAAGCCACGCUUCCUUCGGGACAAGCAAUCCAAAUUCAAUCCAAAAUCCAUCACAGAAGGAGCCUGGUGGAUGCGGAAGAAACUUCAGAUUAAAAUCAUCUCCGGCCAGCAGCUGCCCAAGGUGAACAAAAGCAAAAACUCCAUCGUCGAUCCAAGGGUGACGGUCGAGAUCCAUGGGGUCCAGCGGGACAAUGGCAAGAAACAAACCAAAGUCAUUGAAAACAACGGCUUCAACCCAAAGUGGGAUGAAGAGUUUGGAUUUGACAUUGACGUCCCCGAACUCGCUCUGGUCCGUUUUGUGGUGGAAGACUUUGAUGUAUCAACCAAAAAUGACUUCAUUGGACAGUUCACCAUCCCCUUUACCUGUCUAAAGCAAGGCUACCGCCACAUUCAUCUUUUGACCAAGAAUGGGGACCCAUACCCAUCAGCCAUGCUUUUUGUGCACAUCAAUAUUCUGGACAAUAAUUAGAAACAGCAGAGGAACCCAUCUUUCAAGAAUCAAUGGACACUGCUACAGACUAAAAAUGAACCGAAAUCUGCCCUCAUCCCUACCCUGUGCAAUCCCCAGUGGCUUCUCUGGGUUUGGGAGGGGUAUCAGUCAGUGCAGCCUGACUCCCGUGCUGCUAAAAAUACCUUUAUUCUGUACACACCCUCCAUUCAUUAUGCUGAAAAUAUUCUGACACUGCUGUUGAGAUUUUGUUAAUAAGACUAUUCAACACGUUUUGAUUUUUAAUGAAUGGUCAUUCUUCUUUUACUCCUAUUUUUAUAGAGCAGUUUAGGGAUUUUAAAUGAAUUUUAGAUUAGUGAGGGGUGUUGUGUUUGUUCAAUGGAAGGCAGAUGUGACACUUGCAUCCUUGUCAUUGUAAAGGUGCACAUCCAAACUUUGUAUAAGCAAUAUAUGGUGGACAAAUAAGCCCUGAUCCAAAGGCCAGUGAAGUCAGUGGACAAACACCUGUUGGCUUCAGAUCAGGCCCAUACUCCACUCUUUUAAAUCCUAAAUUCAGACACAGUUCUGUCCUCUUUAUUACAGUAUAAAAAGCUACACUACAAAGAUCACCUUUAUUUUGUAAUAUGAUGAAAAAUACAUGAACACUACUCCACUGAUGUGCUAUUUGCAUCCAGCAUGAACAGGGCUGAGUCACAUUCUUCAAAGGAAAGAAGAAGUUGUAAGUGUGGGGAAUUCUUUUUUAAACACAGGAUGACCACAGAGACUUAAUUUCACGGAAGACAAUGUAAGUGUAUUAAACUGAACGUAUGAAAGGUUGUUGUUUUUAAAUACAGUCUGUAAAACGUUUUCAGUGUGUAUGGAAAACAUCUUUUUGAAGAAGGAGAAGCUGAGAAAAAGGCAGUAGAAAGAAUAAUUUUAAAUGUUUAUCUGGUUAUUAUUUCACUGGAUGGAACUGAACAUCACAGCACAGUAAAAAUAGACAGCAGCUCUCUGAACAUGAAACCAGUAAGGUGUGUGGGUUGUUUUGUUUUUUCCAAAAUACAGCUACAGAGCUAGAGGAAUAAUGUAGAGAGAAAAUAAUAUAUUUUCAAAAAUUGUCCACACUUGUGUUACUGAUCAUACUUCAGACUAUUAAAAACGGAAGCAUUCUGAAAAAAUAGCUGAUUUAUUUUUCAUCCUUUCUCCUCUUUUGUUACUUCUUGUAAUGCAGGCGGGAAGAAUGUAAGUCUUGUCUGUUUCAUCGUCCAUAUUUAGUCAGUUUCACUUUGUUCUAAUGCAUGACACAAUAAGAGGCACAAAGCAAUUGGGUGAAGGAAAGAUGUCAGUGUCUCUUUGAGUCCUGUUCCACUCACUCCCCCACGCUCCCUUGGCCCAAACUAGCCCAGGUGAGUGACUUUUAGCCAACACAACAAAACCCCUCUAUUCACUAGGGCUUCUGGUGGAAGAUGUAUUUUGCUGCAGUAUUUGCUAGCAGCUAUGUUAACCUUUCUUCUGGACACACUGCUGUUGGCUGGUGUUCUAAACCAUUAACUGUUUGAUUGUUGUUUGGGGGACUUAGACUUUGUGUCUAAUCAUUAAAAAUACCCAGCCAAACCCUUACUUUAAAUUAGUUACUGGCAGCUAAGGGAGCACAAGUGCUAGCGACAGCAGUACAAGCAGGUAAGAUAUAGUUCAUCAUAGCCUUGUUUUCUACAAACGUAGUAUAUUGCUACAAGAGCUAACGGCUUCUUAGCACAAGGGCUCUUUGAUAGCACGCACUCACGCUAUAGAGCACUCUCUGGUCAGGAAUACCCUGAUCGCACACUAUGCUUUCCCUAGCUGCUUACCAAAACUUCCCAGAGCAUAGGCCCAUGAUUCAUUUUUAUAGUCUUGCGGCAAUCAAGAGGGCACCUGGGGAAACCCAGGUGCCUCUUAUAAAAGAGGCUGCAAACUACCUGCUCAGGUCUUUGGAAUCCAUCUUAGCCCUAAACAAACCCCUCUAUAGCAUAACCUUCCCUUUUAGCCAGAGGACACAGAGUGUUGUUUUUGGAGCAGAUAGAGCAGGACUUCCAUGCUGGCGUCCUGUAGCACGUGGAUUUGUUAGAAACUGGCAGCCGACUCUUGUGUUUUACCUCUGAGGAAGUUCAGACGCCAGGUGUGUGUUGUGGAACUGCUGGGGAGCAGGAGUGUUGGUUCAGAAAAAAAAUCAGUGGUGAGACAGAGCUGCCUCUGAAUCCCUGCUUUCGCCUUCCUGAUGAGGCUCUGGCUGCUUGUGAGGGGUUCGUGGGCUGGUCCCAUCCUAGAGGGGGGCCAGGAUCAGGGGUGACUCACCAAUAGCCGGCCUGGGGCAUCUCUGCUUUCUUUGCACUCAGCAUUGGCCCAGGCUGUGGUGGCUACUUUCUAUUUGGCUGGCCAGAGGCUGCUUGAGACAAUCUGCCAUCCCCGUCUUCAUGGGCUUGGGGCAGUGCAUUUGGCAUGGUUGCCCCUCUAGCAUGAGGCCAAAAAAUUGCCAGGCCAAAUUUAAGUGAGUGGCAUUGCGACCUGGUGCACAGGGUCACAGCGCCACGCAAAUUUGGCCCGGCUGCCUCUCUCUCAUGUCGGAGGGAAAACCAGGCCAAAUCUGCUGCUUAAAGUAGCUGCCUAAAAGUCAGAGGGGAACCAAGGUCCUGGGAGGGGCAACUGCUCCCCUGUGCCACAGCUAAUGAGGCCCCUAUUGGGGAGCGAGUAAUGUACUGGCACUGGGUUUGGUUGUCAUGGUUCGUGCUAGUGACAUGAGCGAAAAACCUCUCUGUGCCUCAGUUUCUCAUUUGUAAAACAGGGAUCAUGAGACUUUACCUUGGUUGUAAAGUGCUCUGAGCCGACAAGUGCUCUGUAAGCACAACAUGCCUGGAUCUGUGUGCCCCCCCUGCAAACGCUCCUUCAUCACAGUAACUCGUACUCAACAAGCCAUCCCACGGACUCCAGUGGGGUUACGCGUGUGAGGCAGACGUUGCAGGAUCUGGCCCCAGUGAAUAACUUUUUGAUGUGUAGUGGGGGCUAGACUCCCAAGGGGGCCCGAGGUGUUGCAGCGCUCAGCACCCUGCCGCCUAGUGGAAUUUGCAACCCCAAGUCAGACACCCAGGUUCCUUUUACCAUGCAUGGGGGAGAGUGAGGUGCCUAAAAGGGAUUCAUAGAUGCCAACCUGCUGAGGGGGGAGCUGCCUAAGCUAGCUAAUAGGAAGUGCUGAGGAGAGGGAGGGGGCUGACAUCCCACCCCUCAAAGGGAGUUAGGCAACUAACUCCAGGCCAGAGGGAGGUGUCUACCUCUGCUAAACCAGGCUAGCCCUUCAUCAAGGCAAACCAAGGAGAAGAUAGAGGUGCCCCAUACCCAAUGCCCCACUGACUGGAGCUCUCAACCAGACUGUGGGAGACCCCAAGUUCAAAUCCCAGCUUUGACGCUGAGCCAGGACUUGAACCCACAUCUCCUAUCUCCCAGGCGAGGGCCCUGACCGCUGGGCUGUAACGUUGGUCUUGGACCCUCUCGCUAUUGAAUUAUUUAUACAAAGUGGCACAGUUUCAGCAGCAGAAAUUGAGAGCCCCCCCGCAGAAUACCCUGCUACAGGCACCACAGCUGUGGUUUGUGGGGGCCCCAGUCGAGAUGUGCUCUGAGACUCCUGAGGACCCCCCACCCCCGCAGCCAAAGGCAAUCUGUGCGGGGAGAAGCCUAGUUUGUGCAUCCAGCUGGGGCUUAGAGGUGAGUUGGGCACUGAGCUGCCAAGUGGUUUCAGGACGUAGGUGGCUUUGCACCUGCCCACCAGCAGAAAAGUAGGCACCAUGGGGACUUUACCGACAGAAACUUGAGUGCCAUGAUGGGGACUUGAGACAACUAUCGGGUUAGGCGGCAGCUCAGCGGUGGUUUAGUGAACGAACGGGACACCUAAAUAUUGGACUUAGGUGCCUAACUGCCCCUCUAGAUGCCUACGUCCCCCUUGUGAAUCUAGCCGGAAAUGUGAAAAGUGCUGGGAUAGUCAAGGGUCUGCACUGCAGCUGGGCUGUGAUUCCCAGUCCGGGUAGCCAGACUUGGGCUAGUCUGCUAAAAGUAGCAGCGUGGACACUGCUGCUUGGGCUGCCACCCACGCUUGGACCCAACAAGGCGGGCUUGGGCUUGAGUGGCUAGUCUUAGCUGCUGCCUGGGCAGCAACGAGCCGAGUUAGUGCGUGUCUGGCUACGCUAGGGUGGCCACAGACGAAUUCCCAGCAUACCGGACGUUCCAGUACUUCUGGGUAUUGCGGGGAUCCCCCUCAUCUGGUGUGAUGGUGCGUGUGAGGUUGGGCCAGGUGGGGGAAUGUCAUUUUGAAGAGCAUGACCGUGCAUGCAUGGGAUGUGUGUGACGUCAGUGUGACAGUAUCUGAUUAAAAUAUGAACAUAUAGAGCAUUGUUGCAAACACUGUUAUAUAUUUGCA
Messenger RNA from Chrysemys picta bellii (western painted turtle), 7107 nucleotides. RefSeq names its product phospholipase C delta 1 (gene PLCD1). Gene Ontology annotation, molecular function: phosphatidylinositol-4,5-bisphosphate phospholipase C activity; calcium ion binding. Gene Ontology annotation, biological process: lipid metabolic process; release of sequestered calcium ion into cytosol; phosphatidylinositol-mediated signaling. Lineage: Eukaryota; Metazoa; Chordata; Testudines; Emydidae. The record is from RefSeq and is a predicted model, not a curated record.